AUGUAUGGUGGUAAUCCCUAUAUGUUUAAUGAAUUAGCAUCUGAUAUGUGGAUUCAACGAAAUAUUCCCGGUGGAUUAAACAGUCCAUGGGGUUCAUAUGUUGAUAAUAUGAUGGGUGGAAAUCCAAAUCCCACAUUUGCACAACGAUUUGGCGGUUAUGGUGGUUAUGGUGGUUAUGGUGGUUAUGGUGGUUACGGUGGUUAUCCAGGAUAUGGUUCUUCAUACGGAAGAUGUAAUACAUUAAAUAUGUAUGGUGGUAAUCCCUAUGUGCUUAAUGAAUUGGCAUCUGAUAUGUGGAUUGAAAGAAAUAUUCCCGGUGGAUUAAACAGUCCAUGGGGCACAUAUCUUGAUAAUAUGAUGGGUGGAAAUCCAAAUCCAACAUUUGCACAACGAUUCGGCGGUUAUGGUUAUCCUGGAUAUGGUUAUGGUUAUCCAGGAUAUGGUUAUUCAUACGGAAGAUGGUAUUAG
Molecule: messenger RNA, 468 nt
Organism: Rotaria sp. Silwood1
Lineage: Eukaryota; Metazoa; Rotifera; Eurotatoria; Philodinida; Philodinidae
Source: the annotation of a GenBank genome assembly